Molecule: messenger RNA, 1926 nt
Organism: Thelazia callipaeda (thelaziosis nematode)
Lineage: Eukaryota; Metazoa; Nematoda; Chromadorea; Rhabditida; Thelaziidae
Source: the annotation of a GenBank genome assembly
AUGAAUUGGUUCUGGUUUAUCUUAUUGCCAGUGACGUUGAUCACUAGCUUUCAGCCAAAAUGUAAAAUGAAUUUUAAUGAUUCGCUACACAAGUUUUCACUUCCAAAAACUCUAGCUUUGAACAAUAAUUAUAAGGUGGUAAUACGGCAUACAAAUUGGCUAAAAAAUGUGACAAGUUUGAUUUCUGAAACCCGCACUGAAAGCGAAGCAGACGUCACUAUUUUAUCUCGUUCGGAAAACAUGACACGCUUUUUCUUCGGAAACCUGAACUACACUUAUAAUGGAACAUCUUGUUCAGCUAUACCUGAUAUCUCUGCACUCCCUGCUCUGUAUAUACAACCAGAGCUUGCAAAAGUUCUCAAUUAUACUGGUACAUUCAUGGGAGAUUUGAUCGAUUUCGUUUUAAAACAUAAUUUCACCUAUCAAUAUCUCGCGAAUAAAACCGAUAUUAUUGGGGGAGUCGAUGCAUAUUUGUGGCUUGGAUGUUAUUUUAAUGCAAAUAUAGUAUUUCAGGCAGAAGUAGCUUAUGCAGGCCAACAUUCCUUAACGUCUUAUUCUUCUUCUGUUAAGAACCCAUAUAUGUUAUAUAUACGCAUCGCUGUCUUUGAUGGCAUUAAUUUGCUUGGAUUCGAUUCAGUUGACAUUACACAACUGGAAUUUCUGCCUAAAGGCACAAAGUUGAAUGCGGAACUACCCGAAGGAUUAUACUGCAACGGCUUUCCUGAGUCCAAACGACCAAUUAUGUUUCCGAAGAGAUUCGAAAUGUCUUUUGAUUACAUCGAUGUUAUGGGCAGAGUUAUUCACGAUAUUGAUAUAGAUUAUGAUGGCAAUAGUCGUAUUUUCUCGAUGCAUUUCGAUGUCAAGGGGAAAGGAGACGUACCAUUUAUGGGAAAUGCAACAAUUCCGGAAGCAUUAUCGAAUAUCCAUAUUAUUCAUGAUUUUCAAUAUGGACUGCAGUAUAUACUGGAUGGAGAUAGCAAAGUUUGCAAGACUGUAACAGCAAUUGACGAAAAUUUUGGAAAUAUCAAAGUGCUGAAUGCAUCAACGAAACAAAUUGAUUUAAGAGAACCGGAACAAUUGUUCUGGAGUUCUGAAAAUUCUACUUUCUAUAAUGCGGGAAAGCGCAUAGUAAAUGAUGUGCCACUGGAUGUUUACGUUACGAAAGUAAAUACGUCAACAGCUUCAACAGUGGUAGAAAUGCUUUUUACAUCUGAAAAUUGGGUUGUGGGAAAAGUUAAAGCUCCGCUUCUUUAUUCAAUAAUUCAGCAUCACACGGAUCAUUCUGACAAAAAAACAAAAACAGUAAUUCGAGUCCAUUCAUUCAAAAAUAAUUCAGUGAAUGCAAUUGAGCAAACUUCAUUCUCGACUUUUUCAUGUCUCAAAUUAGUUGAAUCCAGCUAUGUAUACGUUACUAUCAAAAACACAACGCUAGCUUAUUUGGAGAACGUGGGAAUAGAUCGAGUUCAAGAAAGAUUGCGAGAAACUAUAGCACGUGUUGCGGGUGUAUCAGUAUUACGUAUUGGCAAUUUCUUCUUUAAGCAGAUGCAAGAAACAGUCAUUGCCUUUUUCGUUAUUGGAGAAAGUUCAGGUGUCAAGCCAGCAAAUACAUGGAAUAGAUCUAAUGAAACAAGCGCUAAAGCAGCAUUAAAUUCUUUGAAUUUGACAUUAAAUGAAAAGGAUAUAACUUUUUUUGUUCCGAUCGACACACACUCUGUGAUGCUAAGUCUUUCAAAAUCUAGUCUUGGAACCAUACCAUCUACAUGGAAACCAACGGUCAUUCCCUCAUUUAGUGGGUAUACUGGUGGUUCAAUGUUUGUUCUUGGUUUUUUCAUGCUUUUGCUGGGUGCUGCACUUGCUGUCGGCAUUGUAUAUCUCAUUUGGACUAGACAACACUACAGCGGUCUCGCUUAUCAAGUAUUCGAGUGA